AUGCGCCGUCGAAUUAACGGAUUAAAGCAUAUGAUUUAUGUGAAUGAUCCAGUUCUUCGUAAUUGUCAACUUCCUAGACUCUAUUGGAAUGAAUAUCUACGUGAUUUAGAGAGUGCUGUAAAUGAUCUCGCUUUACAAUCAGCAGAGGAAUCUGAUACAGAUGAAGAAUUUGCUAAUGAUGAGCGAGAAAACGAUGAGAGACCAGCAAAUAUUUAUGAUACCAAUAAUAUUACAUGCAUUCUGCACCGUUGUGGCGAAGUGGAUUUAUUCCGAAAAAGUUGGCAUAAUGAAAAUUAUAUUGACUAUAACAGACGUCCAAAGGACGAUGCACCUUCUUGGUGGACUUCCACAGAAUGGUCUUCCUCCAAUGUAGAAUCAGGUGAAAAUGAAGCCGACAGGAGUGACGGCAGAAAAGAUAAUUAUAUGAGAGAAGUCGAAAUUUUUUCUCAAACAGAUAUUACAGGAUAUAAAAACUUAUUUGGGAUACAUAGAGAGCCUGGGUUAAGAACAGUUCACGCUGGUAGAAUUCAACAGCUACAGAAUGAGCGAGCCUUCAUCCAAUUCGCAUUAAAAGCAGAUUUAAUCCACAAGACAGAUCCAAUAUACACUCCGGGAAAUGACAUACUAUCCAUCAAGCCCAAUAGCAACACAACGACAAAGCAAUGGUCAAUUAAUAACUCAAAGUGUCUACUGAGAAUUGUAGAAGCAGUUUCUAAACAGGUGACAUGGCAAAUUAUGGCCGUAGUGAGUACAGAAACCAUUCACUUAGAAGAUCCCAUAAGGGCAUUAGUGACAUCCUGA
This is a messenger RNA of Dentiscutata erythropus, 801 nucleotides long. The record is from the annotation of a GenBank genome assembly. NCBI's taxonomy places the organism in Eukaryota, Fungi, Glomeromycota, Glomeromycetes, Diversisporales, Gigasporaceae.